Ceraceosorus guamensis is the source of this 1871-nucleotide messenger RNA. Its product is annotated as phosphoglycerate mutase-like protein. Bases 324 to 1796 code for a protein of 490 amino acids. The transcript has 8 exons. The record is from RefSeq and is a predicted model, not a curated record. Lineage: Eukaryota; Fungi; Basidiomycota; Exobasidiomycetes; Ceraceosorales; Ceraceosoraceae. Gene Ontology annotation, molecular function: phosphatase activity. Gene Ontology annotation, biological process: dephosphorylation.
CAUCACGAGUGGAUAAAUUCCCUCGGUCCACAUGAACCCCGACCGCACAACAACCUGCAACCACUUUUUUCCGGUCAUUCGGCCAGCCAGCAGCAGCAUGCAAUGCAGCCUUCUGCUGACCGAUACGUGCGCGAGAGACCAGCCAGCAGCCAUCUCUUCGUGUGGGCCUAGAGCAGUCAGAGUAUAGGGCGUGCAACCCUCAAAGAACUAAUGGAUGUCGUCGCUGCGCUGGACUUCGUGUCUUCUAACCACCACAUCGCUAUUCUUUGCGUGUGUUGCUGACGAGGCUUCGAGAUAGACGUCGGUCCCCGCCGCAUGCCAAGAUGGCUUCAGCUUCAGCGUCAGCGAGCACUAGCGCAAAGGUCGUCGAAGAUCACGACCUCUUGCUUGGGCCUGGCGCUACCCGUCAAGGUCUCAAAUGGACCGCACCGCCGUCUCACCUAGAGCUGGUGCAAGUUCACUACCUUGUACGGCAUGGCGAACGUACCCCUGUACGAACGCGGCUUCAAAACGCCAAACCAGCAAUCCCAACUUCUUGGCCCUAUUGUCACGUCGGUUCUGAGUUUGCCGCUGCCGUGGCAGACUUCGCGCCAGGACCUCCCGAUGCCAAAGGCAAGUCACCAGCUAAAGUACCUGAUGGACCUUGGCGGGGACCUGAUUCGUGGCGCGGCAAGAUGGACAUACGCAAAGGGACCGAGAACACUGAUCGUCACGAUCGGCCAGUUCCUGGCGCUCCCGGGGAAUGCCUUCUUGGAGAGCUCACAGAUCUCGGGAGGCAAUCAACACACGCCUUGGGUCAACUGCUGCGGGAGACGUACAUAGACAAGCUUGGAUUGCUGCCACAGCGUCUUACCCCUGAUGAUGCGAAUGCGGUGUAUUUCCGUUCAACAAACAUGUCGAGAACUGUGGAGUCGGCUCAAUCACUCAUCAGGGGUCUGCUACCGCAAACAAGAGACUCGCAGGACGAGUACACUCCCACACUUUUGAUCAGAAACGGCACCACAGAAAAUUUGUUGCCCAACACUUUUGGUUGCGCACGGUUGCGGGCUCUUGACGCGCAGUUCGCGAGCAUGGCAGCGCAAGUGCACAAUGCCAGGCUAUCCGCUUUUGACGAGGGCAUCGCACCGCACUGCGAUGGUGCGCCCCCCAGGAUAGACGGGCAUCCGAGACUCAAUGGCAUUCUCGACACAGUGCGCGCCGCAGUGGCGCAUGGCGUGCCCUUCCCGUCUGUUUUCGAAGAGCCUGACACGAUGCGUGUUGUGGAACGCGCGGUGGUGGACGAGUGGUUCUCUGGCUAUCACGCAGAGGACGCGGCGCUGCGAAAUCAGUACAGGCGACUCGCCAUGGGUCGUCUACUGAACGACUUGGCAGGUCGUCUGUACAACAAAGCCACAAACGGUGACCGAGACCCCCUCAAGCUCGCAGUGUACUGCGCACAUGACACUUCCUUGGCCGGGCUGCUCUCAACAUUAGACGCUUUCGACAAUAGGUGGCCAGCUUUCACCGCCUCGCUAGGUUUAGAGCUGUUCAGAGAUCGAAGUCCUGCAGCACAAACGUCCAUCCUCUCCGUUCUCGGAAUUGGACGAUCAGCGCCUCAGCACUAUGUUCGAUUACGGUACGGCGACAAGACGUUGAAGCUGCCUGCGUGUGCCGCAAAAGGAGCUCACCUUGAAGGACAGCCCGAGCUGUGCACACUAGAGGCCUUCAAGUCAGCUGUAGAAGCUUUACGCCGUCCAGAUGGCAUGUCCUGGGAAAAAGAAUGUCAAGAAGGCCGGGGCUCGAAGAGUUCCAAGUAGCGCUUCGAACGGUCGCUCAGGUAAUGCGAUGAAAUUUCACAGACCCGCGUGUUGAAGCGAGCCUUGCAAGAGCAA